AUGAGUAGGCCUACGUUCAGUAGUUUUUUGAAAGCGACCACGCUGAGAUUGCUCCGCGAGCGGCCGCUUCUGUGUGCAGCUGGCCUGGUGAUCGCGACGGGUUCGGCAGUCUACUUUCAUAACAAAUAUUACGGCGUCGGUGAGGAUGAACCGGCCACCUUGGAGAUCGUGGACCGUGUUGUCACGUUUGAAGAGGAUCAUGAUCCCACCCUGGACCAGGAGGACCCAGUCCUUGUUCAGUUUGUGGAGGAGGAGGUUGGGCAGCGUCCCUGUCUGGCUUUAGUCCCUUGGUCUGGACCUCUGUGGGUUCCCAGCUCUCUGACUUAUUACCUUACCCUUGCUGGGAGGAUGAUAGUGAGAGAGCUGGCAGUGUUAAACACACAGAUUUUCAUGAUGGAGCAGCCUAUUUUCUCCUGUUUCACUCCUGUAGGGAGGUUGGUGUGGGAGGAACUGUCUUCUCAAACUGAACAGUAUGUGGAUGAGGAGGUUCAGCAGCAGCCCGGUCUGACUUUAAUCUCUUGGUCUGGACCUCAGUGGGUUUCAAGCGCCCCUGUCAAACUGCAGCCAACGUAUUACCUUACCCAUGCUGGGAACACGCUGGUGAGAGAGCUGUCAGUAUUAAAUACACAGAUUUUCAUGAUGGAACAGCCGAUUUUCAUCUGUUUCACUCCUGUAGGGAGGAUGGUGUGGGAGGAACUGACUUCUCAAACUGAACAGCCAAAUAGUGAAGACUCUGGUUUUCCCUUUGAGAAGAUGCAGCUGGUUGGGAACUGGGGUUCGUUUCAUUUCCAUACCUGGAUCAUCCGUUAUGGACGAGUGCAGCAAAACGAAGAGGACAUGCAUCACCUGUGCAUUGUGAGGGGAGUGGAGAAACAGCUGUGGUGGAGCAGAGUCAUUCAGGAAAAAAUCCUGGACCCAUGGGGUAAUGUCCAGGUGGUCCUCACCAACAAGGAGGUGACUGGUAUUAAGUUCCUUGGUAGAAGGAUCCAUGGACUCAGGUCUUGCCUCGUCAAGAGGAGGUCAGAGUUCACCUAUUAUGAGGACGCCCAGCAGGUGGAUAUCUCCACCACAGUGGAGGGGUUCCAGGAGAGGGGGGAUGACAUGAUGACGUAUCAGUUCUCUACCUCUGACAUUAUCACCACCCCUCAUGAGCCGUCCUCUGGCUCCUCUCAGCAGUUCCCCCAGGAUUCUCCACCUCCCCCUCCGCCUCCCCCGUUCCCUUCCCCUCCACCUUACCACUUUACCCAGGACCAGACCCUGACAGCACUCCUCAGGUAA
Oncorhynchus keta (chum salmon) is the source of this 1278-nucleotide messenger RNA. RefSeq lists its product as uncharacterized. Bases 1 to 1278 code for a protein of 425 amino acids. The transcript has 13 exons. The record is from RefSeq and is a predicted model, not a curated record. Lineage: Eukaryota; Metazoa; Chordata; Actinopteri; Salmoniformes; Salmonidae.